CCCGAACACUGGAGGAGCAAAACUCAGCAUCUUCUCACUCAGCAUCCUCUAGUCCACGCCAACAGCUGCAGUCAUGAAUGUAGGUAUCUGUGUGUGUGUUCUCCUGGCUGCUUUGUCCAGUGGUUCCCUGAGUUUGCCCUCACAGUCCAUGAGAGCUGAGGGUGAGGCUCCUGUGUCAGACAGUCUGCUGCCUCCCCCCGCCUCCCCCCACCACACACGGCAGGCCCGCUCGGCUCCAGCGCUCCCCUCAGGGCACCUAGCCAACUUCGACCAACCCCAGGAGGACGGAGACGCUCGGAACAGCCUGAGCCAGCUACUGGCCAGACUCGUCUCCAGUAAAAGCUCUCCCUACCACACCAGGUCUUCCGUCAGCAGCAGAGCCAGCGGUCUAGCCCCCGGCCACAGGAUAAAGGACAGAGAUUACCUCGGCUGGAUGGACUUCGGUCGACGCAGCGCAGAGGAGUAUGAAUACACCUCCUAAAGGCACACCCAUCGUCGCCUCUAAAAGCCCCUAAAAUAAUGAGCCCUUUUUACACUGCACUUACUGUAACCAAGAGCUGACUUGACUGGAUUCUAGAAUGAGAGGGGAAAUAUUUCAAAGGGCAUACCCUGCAAUCUGUGGACGCUGAAUCUCCAUGCUCAAGUUAAG
Molecule: messenger RNA, 649 nt
Organism: Perca flavescens (yellow perch)
Lineage: Eukaryota; Metazoa; Chordata; Actinopteri; Perciformes; Percidae
Gene: ccka
Product: cholecystokinin a
Exons: 4
Coding region: 74-481 (135 amino acids)
Biological process (GO): digestion
Cellular component (GO): axon; extracellular region
Molecular function (GO): neuropeptide hormone activity
Source: RefSeq, a predicted model, not a curated record